Molecule: messenger RNA, 531 nt
Organism: Boeremia exigua
Lineage: Eukaryota; Fungi; Ascomycota; Dothideomycetes; Pleosporales; Didymellaceae
Exons: 2
Coding region: 1-531 (176 amino acids)
Source: RefSeq, a predicted model, not a curated record
AUGCGGCCCUCAAUCCUAGUCAUUGCUCUUGCAGCCUCGGUGUCCGCCAUCCACAUCCGUCUGCACGCCGCUGCCGACUGCACAGGUGCAUAUCUCGAGUGCGACAAUGUCGACCCGAUUGUCUGCUGUACCGACAGCAGUGACUGGUGGUUAGCAGCUCGAUUCUUUGCGAUUCCUCGAGGUUGGACUCUCCGAACCGAGGUCUUCACCGGUCGUGACUGCGGAAAAUUGCUGGAAUCGUGGACUGCAACAAACAACCGAGAUAAGUGCAUGGGCGGUAUGGCCACUCAAGGUAGUGCAGUUCAAGCGGGACUCUACCAUUUCGCGUCAGUAAAGGGAGCUGUAGACGAACAAUCUCCCGCAGAAACCGGCUGCACCCCUCAGAAGCCUAAUGUUUUGGCUCUUGAAGAUGGUCAGAGGUACAACAUCUCCGGAAUGAACGAUAGUCAGCUCCAGCCGCUUCUUAAGCUUGCUGUCGGUGGUGCGGCAAUUGACGGCAUCCCAGCAAUUUACGGUAGCUUCGUGAUUUGA